CACAUUUUUGUAGUUAGCGGACUUACACUUCUGCGACCAUCCGUUUGAUCUGCUAUGAAACGCUUUCGCCGACAGAAACAUAAACUGAUAGAGCUUUUCCUUUAUCUUACGGUGCUCCAAGCCGGAGUGGUAGAGACCUCAGUUGACUCGUUACCAUGUGAAGCUGAAGAGGAGGAUCCUGACGAGGAAAAUCCUAUGGACAACCUCUCCUGUCCAUUUGCAGACGAACUGCAGUGUAUUUCUGUGUCUGAGCUUUGUAAUGGUGCAAAUGUCUGUAUUGGAGAUUAUGACGAGGGUGGACCUAGUGAUGAUGAGGAAGGGAUCCCAGGAUCUGGUGGAAUUCCCACAACUGUUAUGCUGGAAUGCAGUAACAGGACAUUUCAGUGCUCUUCAACUGAGGAGAAUUACCUUCUCAUUGAUGCUCUGUGUAACGGUGUCAAAGACUGUGAGAAUGGAGAGGAUGAGACCAAUGUUCUCUGUGAGAACAAGUGUCUCAUGCCAUACUACGGAGGAUGUCCCUACAAUAGGGAAUGCAUUCCGUCUGAGACUGGUGUCAGUUGUGGCGACUGUCUACCAGGGUUUAUUGAGUAUUCAGACGGAGUAUGCAUAGUGAGAGCUGAAUUUGAUCAAAAUAACUAUUAUGGAAGUGCAAUGGAUGGAGUCACCCAAGACAUAUGUGUAAUUUUAGGUCUUCAGCAAACCCAGUUCGAUUUGGGAGAGGGUGCUUUACCGCCUAUCCAUGCAUCUAUCAUUACAUAUGAUUCUUUCGGUAGAGAACCCCAAGGACUAAUAAACUCCAGUUUGUACUUUGUUAUCAGAACAAAUCAAACACAGUACUGCUUUCGCUCUCAGAUAGUUUUGGCCAUGUUUACUGCUCCAGUAGAUAGAUACAGGAUUGUUCUGACUGUUACUACUCUAGGCGUGCGCUAUGUUGAAGUUUCGAGACUGUUAAUAUAUGAGACCAUAUCUUACGAUGUCGCUGCUGUCUUCUAUCCUAAUACCUUGACUGUGAGAGAGGAUGCAGGAAGGAGACUAAGAGUUUGCAUUUCACUUGUGUCUAGCAAUUCAUUUGAGAGUCCACUAAUUGAAGUGAGCAGAGUGUCUAUAGUGAUAUUGAAUGACACAUCGUCCUCAUUAGAUUACGAAGGAAUGGAUGAGACUCUCACCUAUUCUAAGGCUAAGGAUCAGUUUGUUACAAAUAGUUCCUCUCAAUCAACUUACAUGGAAUAUUACGUUACGGUCACUCAAGAGCAUAGCAGGUAUAAUGUGUCAGAGAAUAGAUUAUCAGUAGUGGUGUGUGGUGUGCUAAACACAUCAGACAUCAUUGAAUGUGCUGUAAACUACGAGUUUGAAGUCUCACUCAACCUUCGAGACAUGAGUGCUGAAUACCGGAAUGACUACGGACAUUCUCCAGUAUAUCUGAGGUUCAGUGCUUGUCAGAAUAAGGCAUGUGCAGAUAUAUCAAUUGUGAAUGACAACAUUACUGAGUACGAUGAAUCCUUUGGCAUUGUACUGGAGAGGACCCCGAACCUUGACAGUAGGAUUAGUCUCAGUCCUGAGUCGGCAGUUGUCACCAUCAUGGAUGAUGACGGUAUGGUGAUUGGCUUUAGUUCUAAAGAAUACACAACAACUGAGUCUCUUGGAGAGGUAUCUGUUUGUGUUAAGAUCCUAAACUCAUUUAAUGGAGAGGCUUUAGAGCCAUUCACGAUUGCUCUACUACCUGAUGAAGGGUUUGAGACGGCAAAUGCAGUUAAAGACUGUUACAAGACAAUAGAGUUUGUGAUUGGAGCAUCAGUGGAGUGUCACAAUUACAGCAUUAAGGAUGAUAACAUGUGUGAACUAGGAAUACCUCAACAAGGCUUUCAGAUCAGACUUGCAAUAAUUGCUACUGGAAAAGAGCAAUAA
Messenger RNA from Geodia barretti, 1905 nucleotides. The record is from the annotation of a GenBank genome assembly. NCBI's taxonomy places the organism in Eukaryota, Metazoa, Porifera, Demospongiae, Tetractinellida, Geodiidae.